GGCGAAUAAUUCCACGCCGGGCUAUUGUCUGGUCCCCGGGCUCGGGCGAGCGACCAAUCAGGCUGCGCGUCCGCGCGGGUUUGCCGGCUCGGAAGAAUAUUUUUAAAAGGGGAGCUGCGCCGCGAGCGCUGAGAAGCAAGCAGGCGAGAGAGGACGACGACAGCGGCGGCGGCGGCGGCAGUCCCAACUUUUGCGCACCAACUUCGGAGGAAGGCGCGACUCGACCUCGGAGUGGGGGUGUGGGGGAGGGUUUGUUUGACGUCCCCCGGCAGCCGCCCCCCCCCCCUCGCCGCGGCCACUCUCCCAUGGCCGGAGCGUCGCGUCGCCUGGCGCGCUGAGCCAGCGGCACCGGCCCCGCCAUGUCCAUGCUGCCGACGUUCGGCUUCACGCAGGAGCAAGUGGCGUGCGUGUGCGAGGUGCUGCAGCAGGGCGGCAACAUCGAGCGCCUGGGCCGCUUCCUGUGGUCGCUGCCGGCCUGCGAGCACCUGCACAAGAACGAGAGCGUGCUGAAGGCCAAGGCGGCGGUGGCCUUCCACCGCGGCAACUUCCGCGAGCUCUACAAGAUCCUGGAGAGCCACCAGUUCUCGGCGCACAACCACCCCAAGCUGCAGCAGCUGUGGCUCAAGGCGCACUACAUCGAGGCGGAGAAGCUGCGCGGGCGGCCGCUGGGCGCCGUGGGCAAGUACCGCGUGCGCCGCAAGUUCCCGCUGCCGCGCUCCAUCUGGGACGGCGAGGAGACCAGCUACUGCUUCAAGGAGAAGAGCCGCAGCGUGCUGCGCGAGUGGUACACGCACAACCCCUACCCGUCCCCGCGCGAGAAGCGCGAGCUGGCCGAGGCCACCGGACUCACCACCACGCAGGUCAGCAACUGGUUCAAGAACCGCCGCCAGCGGGACCGCGCCGCCGAGGCCAAGGAAAGGGAGAACAACGAGAACUCCAACAACAACGGCGGCAACAACGGCGGCAAUGCGCUCACCUCGUCGCUGAACGGAACUAAAACUCUUUUGGGCAGCUCGGACGACGACAAAACGCCCGCGGGCACGCCGGACCACCGCCCUUCGCCCAGCCCGGCGCUGCUGCUCGGCUCGGCCGGCGGCGGCGGCGGCGGCGGCGGAGGAGGAGGAGGAGGGCAGCUGGCCCCCUUGCACGGCCUGCCGCCCCCGCCCGGACCCGCCGCCGUCCCGGUAGCCGGCGGCGCUGACUCGGCCCACCACCACCACCAACACCAACACCCCCACCCGCACCUCCACCAUCACCAUCCUCUUCCUCAUCAUCAUCCUCACCACCACGCCAUGCAUCACGACAGCAUUCUGAACCCGAUGUCGGCCAACUUGGUGGACUUGGGAUCGUAGAAGAAGGCUUUGGAGGAGGACCACGUGCACAAG
Messenger RNA from Hippocampus zosterae (dwarf seahorse), 1385 nucleotides. Its product is annotated as homeobox protein SIX2-like. The record is from RefSeq and is a predicted model, not a curated record. Gene Ontology annotation, molecular function: DNA-binding transcription factor activity, RNA polymerase II-specific; RNA polymerase II cis-regulatory region sequence-specific DNA binding. NCBI's taxonomy places the organism in Eukaryota, Metazoa, Chordata, Actinopteri, Syngnathiformes, Syngnathidae. Gene Ontology annotation, biological process: regulation of transcription by RNA polymerase II. Bases 360 to 1352 code for a protein of 330 amino acids. Gene Ontology annotation, cellular component: transcription regulator complex; nucleus. The transcript is spliced from 2 exons.